Stylonychia lemnae is the source of this 1845-nucleotide messenger RNA. The record is from the annotation of a GenBank genome assembly. NCBI's taxonomy places the organism in Eukaryota, Ciliophora, Spirotrichea, Sporadotrichida, Oxytrichidae.
AUGGGAACUUGUUCUUCUAAAAAAGAGAAAAUUAUAAUAUAGCCAGCAAACAAAAAGUCAAUAUUUGAUGGGUUUUGUAUGGGUAGCAAGUAGUAACACAGGAAGUACCCCUAUUAAAAAGACAGUACUAACGAUGAAUCUGCUGACGAUGUUGCGGCUAUUGGAAGCAAAGCUGCUUAAAUUCAGAAUACAUAAAAUGAUCGUUUGCCUAUUCAUCUAACCUUUAAUUACCAAAUAAUUGAGACAACUAAGUUCUAAACAUAGCAUUUUCAUAAUAGUCCUUCCUUAGAGCAAAACACCUUUCAGAUUAAUAAACAAAGUAGUCUCAAGAAGACUCACGCCUAGAUUAUACUUAGCAAAUAUGAAUAUUACAGUGAUAUUAAUCCUCAUGACCCUAAUGCUCAUAUCCAGCUAAUGAUAAUAGAAAGGGAUAAGAGAUAGCAUCAUCAAAUUUUGUUGUAGCUACUAAGUUUUUUAAACUUGCAGGAAAUCAUUAAGAUCGGGCGGCUUAACAGGAAACUUUACAUUGUGAGUGGAGAUAUAUCCCUACUCAGGAAUUACACGAGACAGCAAAGUUAGUUCACAAAAGCUCAAAACAAGAAUAGUGAGAUGAUCACAAACAAAAUAAGAAGUAGUCUUGAAUAUUAGAGAAUGCUAAUAGAUUAGUAACUUUAUGACUCGCAGAACAAAAACUACAUUUAUUCUGUGACAGAUUAAAAUCCUCACAAUAUAACUAAUAACGUUGGUAAUCCUUAGUAGUUGAACAGCAGUGAGCCUGCUGCUUAAAAUUAAUAUAGUUAAUACGAUAUCAUACUAGAUAAGAACUGUCAAAAAGUUGAGUUAUAAAACCAAAUUUUUAUCAUUAAUAAUAGCAGCUAAAGCGGAAGUAAAAGCAGUGCAAAUAAGAAUUAAAGAAUGAAUCAAAACUCAAAUUUAUUGAUACAAGAUUUUGAAGAAUAUUAGUACGAGGAGGGUGAUUUUGAUAAUGUAUUCAUGAGAGUCAAGAAAUUAGAAUUUGAAGCCCAGAAGUCCCCUUAAAGCAAGAAUUCAAGCAAAAUAUUGAUAAGAACAGAUAAUGACUAAAUUUUUAAAAGACACUAGACAUAAGAUCCUGAAAGGAUAGAAGGCUCUAUAGGAUCCAAUUAUAUUCAUAAAGUUAGAAAUCUUAUUAUGUCCAAAUAAUCUCAGGAAUCCAUAAACUAAGUACACAAUUACGGUCAUGCAUACUUUAAUAGAAUAAAAUUAGAAAAAAUAAAAAACGAUUUGGGUUAUAAUGGGCAAACAAUGAGAGGUCCAGGUUCAAGCAGGUUCGGAAGUCAUGCACUAUAGUCGGUAGUAAAUAGCAGCUAGCUAAUGGACGAUGGAGGUGCUUCUCACCGGACUCCUUCUUUUAUCCACAAAAUGAGAGAUAGUUCAGCAAGAAUGAUGAUGAGCAAUAUCCUAAUGUCGAACAGAAAUUCUAACAUUAUUUUCGAGAGUCAAGAUAGUGAUCUAAUAUAUGGAGGUGGUGGAGGAGUUCUAGGUACAACUGCCUAGUUCCAAACUGGAAGCUAACCUGUAAUUCAUCAAAUUGAUUCUGCAUCGUAGUUCAAGAAAAAUAAUGGAAGUAAUUCCUCCAAGAACCAAACUUCAAAACCUAGUGGAUUUAAUAUGGUAACCGGAAAAGAAUUUGUAAACAUCAAAUUGGGCCAUAAUACUGUCUUACUGCUCUAGACUCCAGAUGGAACAACAGCAACUAUAAUGCCCAUCCAAUAAGAUAGUGCCUAAUAGAAUCAAAGUGAGACCUAGGAUCUUGAAAUUCCUACUUCAGAGAUCCAUUUGGGUUAGGAAACUGUGGAUACAUGA